Messenger RNA from Melitaea cinxia (Glanville fritillary), 1612 nucleotides. RefSeq names its product solute carrier family 2, facilitated glucose transporter member 1-like. Gene Ontology annotation, molecular function: hexose transmembrane transporter activity. The transcript is spliced from 11 exons. Lineage: Eukaryota; Metazoa; Arthropoda; Insecta; Lepidoptera; Nymphalidae. The record is from RefSeq and is a predicted model, not a curated record. Gene Ontology annotation, cellular component: membrane. Gene Ontology annotation, biological process: monosaccharide transmembrane transport. Bases 1 to 1530 code for a protein of 509 amino acids.
AUGUUUACUCUGGGCAUAAAUAUUACAAAGGUGGCCAACGAGCAUCAGCACUUGACUGAAACGCACGAGGUGAAAGCGGGAUGGUCGUUCUACUUGAUACUAGCCGGGGUGGUGACCACCUUAGGUUCUUCCUUGCCCGUUGGGUUCAACAUCGGAGUCGUCAAUACUCCAGCUGAUCUUAUCAAGACCUUCUGCAACGAAAGUUUUAUAAGUCGCUACGACUUGCCUUUGGAUAAAACAUGGCUCAACGUGCUCUGGUCUUCCGUCGUAUCCAUAUUCAUAGUGGGUGGUUGCACAGGCUCCAUACUGGGUUCCGUCCUCGCUAACAAAUUUGGAAGAAAGAAUGCUACAAUAGUAACGAAUAUUCUGUUCAUUGCGGGUGCAGUACUAUUUUUAUUCUGUCGAGCCGCUAAUUCUGUUGAAAUGCUUAUAGUUGGAAGAUUAUUAGUCGGUUUGGCUGGAGGUCUUACGACAAGCAUAGUUCCUAUGUACUUAACUGAGCUAUCACCACCGAGCCUGACUGGGGCAAUGGGUGUUGCCUGCCCCAUGGGGGUCAAUGUUGGUGUUCUGGUGGGGCAAGUUAUGGGAUUGGAUUUUAUAUUAGGUGGUGCUAACGACUGGCCCUAUCUUCUAUCCGUCUACGUGUUGCUAGUCAUAGUGUGUUUACCUGUACUAUUUAUAUUGCCUGAAAGUCCAAAAUAUCUGUUUGUUAUUAAGAGAAACGAAGCUGCCGCUAUUAAAGAAUUGAGUCGUCUCCGAGGCCCGUCUGUCCCAUUAACCGACGACCUUGAGUUCCUCCGUGAAGAGUUGCAAGUGGAAGUAGGGGCCAGCGAGAAGUGGAACAUGUGGAGCGUUCUACAGGAUCCUAGACUUCGCCUGAUACUGCUGCUCACGUGUAGUAUGCAGGCCGGCCAGCAGACUAGUGGGAUUAAUGCUGUGUUCUACUACUCUCAUAUGAUAUUCAAGCAGGCGGGCCUGUCGGAACUGCAGGCCCAGUACGCGACUAUCGGCUGUGGGUCUAUCAACGUAUGCACAGCCGUGAUAAUGCUGUACCUGCUGCCCAGGACCGGCCGCAGACCUCUACUGCUGGGGUCGACCCUCGCUGCUGCGGUAUUGCUAGCGUCUCUGGCCGUGUCUAUGAUCUAUAUUCACGCACUAUCUUGGAUGCCAUACGUGUGUAUGAUGGCUGUGCUGUCAUAUGUUUUGGUAUAUGGGUUCGGUCUCGGUCCUAUCCCCUAUUUCAUUGCUUCGGAGAUGUUCGAGGUGGGCCCGCGGCCGGGCGGCAUGGCGUGGGGCUCGCUGGGCAACUGGGCGGGCAACUUCCUCGUGGGCAUGAGCUUCCCCGCGCUGCGCGACGUCAUCGGCCCGCACUGCUUCUUCAUCUUCGCCGCGCUCACCGCCGCGCUCUACGCCUUCCAGAGAUUCUACUUACCAGAGACGAGAGGCAAAACGCCAACUCAGAUAACACAGCUCUGCAGUCGCGGGUUCAGAUCCCGUCCGCGCAACACGCGGGAACUUGGAUACGUAUGACGGUGACGUCACACUUGUUUCAUAUACUAUACAAAAGUAUAUAAUAUAUUCAACUAUAUAAAAAGAAAAAAAUUGAUACAAC